Messenger RNA from Xenopus tropicalis (tropical clawed frog), 1089 nucleotides. RefSeq names its product paraneoplastic antigen Ma2. The record is from RefSeq and is a predicted model, not a curated record. The coding region runs from base 1 to 1089 and encodes 362 amino acids. The transcript has a single exon. NCBI's taxonomy places the organism in Eukaryota, Metazoa, Chordata, Amphibia, Anura, Pipidae.
AUGGAGGCAGAGCAGAAAAACCCUGAGAUAGGAAGUGAAAUGGAUGACAUGACCAUGAUAGAGCACUGUGAAGUAUAUGAAUGGGCAGUGUAUGAGAAAAUAAAUCCACGGCAAGCAUUUGCUGUGGACCGAGUACACAGGGACAAACCCUUGGACCUUGUCGAUAAAAAUGUGGAAAGUUAUGACAAGUUGCCCGGCUCUUAUCGGCUUGCUGACAAGACAUCACGAAAAAAGGGGUGUUUAACAUUAUUAUAUAGGGCUCCGAGGGAUGUGUUUGAUAACACAGGGCCCUAUACUAUUUUCCCAGAGGGUGCCUUUCCUGAUGGCUGCCCGGUUGUAUACUCCAAGCGAUGCAGGUCUGAGACAGAGAAGGGUGGUGUGAAAGUGGAAGCACCGACACCCAUGGCAGUAUCAGAGGGUGUGGAGCGUAUGAAAAUAAGAGAGUCUGGCCCUCUCACAAACUAUAGUCCUCAGACCGUUGUGGUAGCAAAGACUAAAUACCCAAAGCUGAAGGUUUUCUCAGGGAUGGCCCCUGUCCCUGAGGGAGAGCAGGAGUUUGAGGAAUGGCAAGAAGCUGCUAUCCAAAUGAUAGAAGAAUGCCCCUGCUCAGAGAGGGAGAAAAAGAUUAGGCUAACUGAAAAUCUGCUUCCCCCUGCUAGCCGAGUGGUAAAGAUGUUUUGCAAAGCCCACCCUGACGCUUCAGUUAGAGACUGUUUAAGGGCGCUAGAGGAUGUAUAUGGUACCUGUGACAAUCCUCACACCUGGCUUCAUAUGUUCCAAAGUUUGAAGCAGAGAGAGGGAGAGGAUAUUUCAGCCUUUAUUAAAAGAUUGGAAGAUGCCUUGUGGAAGUUGGUAUCUAAGAAUAUAAUUACUAUUGCUGAGGUAAAUGAAAAAAGGAGAAAUCAGCUCAUGUAUGGGAUGUUAGGAGGACAUCCGGUGGCCACUGAACUGCGUAUAAUGUAUCGCCAUGGGUCACCCCCUGCCUUAAGUGAGCUUAUGAGUAAGGUGAAGGAACAGGAGGCUGAACUCAGAUACCUCUCCCAUUCAGCCAAAGCCAAAGCUCUACCUCCUCUCCCAGGAAGUCAAUAA